Messenger RNA from Dunckerocampus dactyliophorus (ringed pipefish), 2543 nucleotides. RefSeq names its product endothelial cell adhesion molecule b (gene esamb). NCBI's taxonomy places the organism in Eukaryota, Metazoa, Chordata, Actinopteri, Syngnathiformes, Syngnathidae. The record is from RefSeq and is a predicted model, not a curated record. Gene Ontology annotation, biological process: homophilic cell-cell adhesion. Gene Ontology annotation, cellular component: adherens junction; plasma membrane. Bases 369 to 1709 code for a protein of 446 amino acids. The transcript has 8 exons. Gene Ontology annotation, molecular function: cell-cell adhesion mediator activity.
AAAGAGCCGAGCCGUGCUGGUUGCAGGAAGACACGGCUACCACGCACACUCCACUAGUGUGCAAAAGCUUGGCAACACAAGUCAAGCAGGGCGAGUUGAUUGAUGGUGGGAGCAGCGAGAGAGGUAAAAGGAGGGACGUGCACACCGGCUUUGGCAAAUAAAAGUGACGGCAGGCGGGCGGGGAGCUGUGCCAUGUCAGCCGCCGUGUGGAUCGACGCAAACAUGAGCGAAAGCUUCCUUUUUUACUACACACCUUGUGGCUCCAGGAGUGGACCCUACCUGAACAAUCCAGCCGGAGGUUUGUGAGUGUGUGCGAGUCAACUUUGAAGACUGAUUUGUUGAUUUCCUGCUCGCUUGGAUGUGGCGCCAUGGAGAGACAUUCAAGACUAAGAGCCUUUCUGAUGUUCUUGUGGAUUUUUCAAGGUGACACCCACAAGGUGGAAAUCCCCUGGGAAGAAAUGGAGGUGGUCAAAGGCCAGAUGGUGGUCCUGCACGCCUGGUAUACUCCCGUCUCGGAUAUUUCCAAAAACUCUGUCAUUUGGCACUUCACUGGGAAUCAGUCCAAGCAGGUGAUCAACUUCAGCUCAGGUGAGGUGGGCCACGGCCAGAACGAGUUCACGAAGAGAGCAGGCUUUAGCGCUGCCAUGCCCUCCGCCAACCUCUCCAUCUUCAUCAACAACACCCAGGAAUCCGACUCUGGACGCUACGUGUGCAAUGUCAUCAUCCCGGGGGGCGCUGGCAUUUCUGGACAGAUGCGCCUUAAUGUCAAAGUCCCUCCAUCCCCUCCAGUGUGCACCAUGACAGGCGAGCCGGUCGUCAAUGGCAACGUGACUCUGAGCUGCAAGUCCAGCCAUGGAAAGCCGGUCCCUCAGUACAAAUGGACCAAGUCCGCCCCCAUGCCGGAGGUCUUCUUCUCGCCAAUGCAGAAAUGGAGACCCUGCCCUCAGCCCAUACUGGUCCUGGGCUUCAUGGACGAGAGACAAGGCACCCUGCGGCUGAGCAACCUGACCAAAAGCAUGUCUGGGAAGUACAUCUGCCGAGCCAGUAACACAGCCGGCUCCGACAGCUGUUCCAUUAACCUGGAGGUUAUCACCUCUUCCAACGCGGGCAUGAUUGCGGCCGCCACCCUGGGGUCCAUGGUGGGACUGGUUGCCAUGGCGCUCUUCCUCAUAUUUGUUCUGAGGAGGAGGCGGGACACGGAGGAGGAAACGGCCAAUGAGAUCAAGGAGGACGCCCAGGCCCCAAAGCGAGUGUCCUGGGCAAAGAGCAACACCGGUUCAGACAUUGUGUCCAAAAACGGCACCUUGUCGUCCAUCGCCACCAGUCCUCGCCCCGGAGACCACCACCACCCCCACCGCCAUCCCAACUUCCACUACCCUUACACCCCCUCGUCCACCACAGACGCGGGCUCCGUCAUCAAUGCCUACCAGCUGCGACCCGGAGAGGCCACCACACUGCAAGGACUCCCCGGUUACAACAUGGGCGGGACCCCGUCACGCAAACAGAAACGGCCCCCGGCUGCAAACGGAGCCCCGCCCCAGGUUCUCCGGAGCCCGAUGGUGGCUCUGCCCAACAGGACUGAAGGGGCUCAGCCUCAGAUGCCGCCCCCCUUCACGGUGUCCCCGCAGGCCAGCUCGUCCACGCUGACCAGGGCGGGGACGGUGGCCGUCAUGGUGCCUGCCCAAAGCCAAGCAGGCUCCCUGGUGUAGCAUUGUGUGUGUGCGUGUGUGCGCGUGUGUGAUUAUGUGUAGGGGCGGGGGUCAAACAUUUGCCUUGUGUUGGAGGAAACUAUCUCACAGCUGGCUUGUGCUUCUUUUGCACUCCAAAUUCCACUGACUCAGCACGUUUUCUUUUUUCUACAACUCACUGUUCUAUUUAAAGGCACAGUAGACAACUUCUAAACCGUGUCAUGUUAGUUUAUCCCUCUUGAGAACUACCAAUGUACAUCAUUAAUGCUUACGUGUGUCGUUGAGGCUCAUGUGUACAACUUCUCUCAGGCUAAAGGCUCAGAUUCAGAGCAAAACAACCACAAUUCAAAGUACAAUUCAGGUUUUUCUAAAGAAGUGACAUGAGCUGCCCUGAUGCUGGUUUUGAUGAGUUUGUGGAUGUGUAACCUGUGAUGGUAGAUGGAAUGUAACCAAAACGAUAAAAAAAUAGUUGUUUUUUGGACUACUUUGUUGGUGCUUGGUGAUUCAUGACAGUUAAUGUAUGAGGACAUGGUUGGAUGAGGGGGACCUCCCUUAAUGCCCUGCUUUCUGCUGACUGAUGGCCUUGUUUGUGGAACGAUUUUUAUGCUGGAUGCUAGGAGGAAUUACAAAAUAAAAAUAAUAACAAUGGAGUUAUUUAUAAAUGUUGAACAGCUAAAUGUAGCAUUUUAAAUACAGUUUUUGAUUAUUGGCAGUUUUUUCCAAUAAAAGUGUUUUAUUAUAGUGUCACUGACCAUAUUUAUUACCCACUCAGAGGUUGUGUUGACAAAAUUUAGGCCAGCAGUUCUCAAAUGGUCUCAACCUGGGACCCAUAUUUUCAAGUCACAACCCACUUUA